This is a messenger RNA of Cydia splendana, 1648 nucleotides long. RefSeq names its product piggyBac transposable element-derived protein 3-like. The transcript is spliced from 2 exons. Bases 132 to 1613 code for a protein of 493 amino acids. Lineage: Eukaryota; Metazoa; Arthropoda; Insecta; Lepidoptera; Tortricidae. The record is from RefSeq and is a predicted model, not a curated record.
GUCAUAUUAAAAACGUCAUUACAAUUCAAUAAUUUCAAAGUUUUUCGCAACUUCCAAAGCAAAGCUAGUUUGGUUGUUUAUUUGAUAUAAUAUCAACUUACACAUAAUUUUCAACUUGCUGACUUCGAAAAAUGGAUGCAGCGAGUGUGAAGGCGGAACCCUCGAAUGAGGAAACGCAGGAGGUCGAAAACGAAGACGAGAUCGCGCCAAAGCCCGCAGAACCGCAUAACGGCCAUGAUUCUUGGACCGAACUAGAUUCGUCAGACGGUUCAGACAUCUCCGACUUCUUCGAUUCAGAAACGGACUCGGAGCCGGAGUGGGACAGUGAAUCAGAGUCUGAUGAUGAAGAACCAUCACCUCCUGUGUCUUCGGCCUCAACAGCUUCGUCAGAAGUGUGGAGCGACGACGCGCGAACUGCCAACGUGUGUAUGUUCCAAUUGCAACCCGGACUUAAGGAAAUUGCACAAUCCCCAGUAGAUUUUCUAAACUUGAUGUUCCAAAAACCGUUGUUUGAAAGUCUAGUAAAAAAUAUUAACCAGCACGGAACAAAACUGCUGAACGAAAACCGCAUACGACAAUGGAAUGAUGUGACAAUAAAAGAGUUCCGCAUCUUUUUAGGAUUAUUACUGAACGUCGGAACUAUAAACACGAACGUAGCGGCAGACUUCUGGAAACAAGAUCGAGGCAUAUACCUUCCUAAAAAUUAUAUGACUGAAAAGAGAUUUUCGAUCAUACUUAAAUGUCUCAAUUUCGCGGAAGAGAUCUCUGAGAAAAAAAACAGAAUGUCCAAAGUGUCUUUAAUAGUCAAUUACUUUAACAAUGUGAUGAAAAAUGUGGUCACCCCUGAAAAGAUACUGUGCAUAGAUGAGUCUAUGGGACCGUUUUAUGAAAAUUUAUAUUUAUUGACAGAUCAACACAGUCUUGUGCAUAAAUUAUUAAUAUACAAAGGCAUAGAUCAGGAUGAGUUAGAAGAAAUGACGAAACGUGAGCGUGAUGAGCUUAUACAUACUCGCGCUAACGAUGCGGUGAAAAAUUUGCUCGAAGACAAACUUGAUGUCGGACAUUCUUUGUUCAUGGACAGUGAUUACAACUCUUUAGGACUCGCAAAGUUCUUAGUGGCACGAAACACACAUGUAACUGGCACCUUGAAACGCAAACGAGAAGGAAACCCACCAGAAAUAAUCGAGAAAGAAUUGAAUAUGAAUAUAGACGAUAAAAUUACUAAAUACAACCCGGAUGGUAUCAGUGUUAUGAUAUGGAAAGAGAGUGUUGGUCACCAUGUUGUAAUAAUAUCUUCAGAGCACGGCAGCGAAUGGCGAGAACACGUCAACAAAUAUAACAAAUCUGUUAAAAAGCCAGCAUGUGUUUGGGAAUUCAAAAAAUACAGGGAUGGCGUAAGAACACACGACGAAAUGAUGGCCGACUAUUAUUAUUUGCCGGAGAAAUUGGCGUGGCACAAGAGAGUGGGGAUUCAUAUAUUGCAGAUGUUGUUUCUGAAUGCGUACAAUUUGUACAAAAGGUACGGGGAGAAGCCUCCGCUUAAAAGGUUGCUGAAGUUCAGGCAGGUUGUGAUAGGUUAUCUUCUAUCAGGUGGUGAUUCAGAUUCAGUUUAAUUUUUCACGACAAUGUUUUAUUUUUGUUAUAAAAU